AUGAGCUUUGGCGACCGUGUUGUUCGCAUGUCAGACAGUUCCCGGCGUUGCGAAAUGCAAUCCUGGCACUACCUUUUGAUCCAGCCCUUGGUGACAAAGACAAAGUUCUCUAGCGCCAUUCACAGCGAGAGUGACCGUAUGAGAUCAUGGGGGAAAACUCAGGGUUGUAUGUUUUGCGGUGAGCCAGACGAGACUCGGGAUCGUCUAUACUUUGCCUGCCCUUACUCCUUCACAGUUUGGCUGAGAGUGGGAGGAGGACUGCUUGCAGAUCAAGCCUCUCCUGACUGGAUUGACACGCUUAACUUCUUGCACCUGGGAGGCCGCAACCUGAUGGAUCAGAUACUCUUGUGUAUGAUGUUCCAAACUACGGUUUACUACCUCUGGCAAGAGCGAAAUACCAGGAGACAUGAAGGACCUUGGAUCCCACAUGAGCAGACUUGA
Brassica napus (rape) is the source of this 441-nucleotide messenger RNA. RefSeq lists its product as uncharacterized. The coding region runs from base 1 to 441 and encodes 146 amino acids. The record is from RefSeq and is a predicted model, not a curated record. The transcript has 2 exons. NCBI's taxonomy places the organism in Eukaryota, Viridiplantae, Streptophyta, Magnoliopsida, Brassicales, Brassicaceae.